Molecule: messenger RNA, 1876 nt
Organism: Trichobilharzia szidati
Lineage: Eukaryota; Metazoa; Platyhelminthes; Trematoda; Strigeidida; Schistosomatidae
Source: the annotation of a GenBank genome assembly
CUGCCAUAGAAACUGUUUCGAUUUGAAAUAGACAUGGCUGUACCUUUUUCUAAUACAACUUUAAGAGUUCCACAUGGAUUUCCAAACUUGCUGGAGGGUUUCGCUCGAGAGGUGUUACGGCAUCAACCAAAAGACAUUUACGGCUUCGGUGCCAAGUAUUUCGAAGAACUUUUAAGAAAAAGAGAAGAAACGGGUAUCGAAGACUUGGCUCAGCUUGGAGCAAAACUAGAUGACAGAUAUUAUAAUAAUAAAGCUUAUUGUACUGGUACUUGCAGUAUUAAUAAUGCUGAACAUCAAGAAGCCGCUGUACGUAUUCAAGCAGAAUAUCGUAGACAUAUGGCUGUUCAAGAGACUGAGCAUAUACGUGAAGAAAAUGCUGCGACACGAAUUCAAUGCAACUACCGAGGUUACAGGGAUAGAAAACUAGUGAAGUCAUUAAAAGAAAAGAAAGAAAAUGAAAGCCAAUCAGAAAACAUACAACAAGAAACUGAAAAACAAUCAGAACCCUCUGAAUCAAGUAAUCAAGAAGAUAUCUUAUCAGAUACUUCAAGUUCAUUAGACAAUCAACAGAUUACCAAAAUACCUGAAGAAAUAAAUAAUAAUAAUAGUACUGAAGCAGCUAUUAAAAUCCAAUCUAAUUAUAGAAAUCAUCUUGGCAGAAAACGUAGUCAAAAUGAAAUUAUAAACGAAUCAGACAGUGAAUCUAGUCAACAUCAUCACGAUUCAUCAUCAACAGAAACUUCAAGAUUUGAAUUAAAAGAAAAUCAAACCUUCAAAGAAUCAUCUCUUGCAAAAACUCCUGAAAUAGACGACAAUCAAAGUAACAAUUCUGUAGAAGAAGAAAAAUCUUCUGAUAAAGUUGAUAACAAUAAUAAAACAGAUAAUCAUUCAAUUCCAGAAGAAAAUUUAGAACCAGAAGAACCAACAGUUGACGAAGUAACAGAAAAUUCUAACGAAAUAUUGACUGAAGAUAAAAGUAUUGCUGAAAAUACAGAUUCAGAGGACCAAACAAGUGAUAAAACACCAAGGAAAGAUCAGGAAGAAGAUGCUAGAAAACCUAAAAAACCAGAAUCUGACGGUCAGCUAAAAGAAUCAUGAAAAGCAGAAAUGAAUAAACAAUGAGCAAACAUUUCACUUUACUUUCUCUUACCUCUCUGAUAUACUACUGAAUAGUGUCGCACAUUUUCUUCUCAUAAUAAAAUAUUCUCAUCUUAUCACGUUUUAAAUCAUAUAAAUAUAUACAUACCUGUAUGCAUUAGACAUUGUUUCCCUCAACAACGUAAUUGAUAACCUUAAUAACAAAUAAAUAUUCUGUCUUGCUAAGCUGAUGGCUUAUGACUGUUAAAAAAACACAUUAAUAUCACACAAUUUGUGUAAUUCUUGUAGUUUUCUUUCAGGCAUUCAUUUUGACACCAUAAUCUUCAUGAAAUCCGUCGAAAUGCGUCCAUUCAUUACUGACAUUCAUUAUUAUUAUUACCAUUAUCUGAUUUGUUUUGGUGGUGUUCAUCUGUUUCCUUUUCAUUUUUUGUUAUCUUUAUUUCUGAUCUUUUUUUCUUGGCUCAUAAACUUUAGUUUUUGCAAAAAAAAUGUAAAGUAGCUUACUUUUUAUUCUGUGUGCUACGUUUCUUUUUCUUCGUCUUCUUCUUCUAACUGUUGUCAUCUGUUUCCUUCGAAGUUGUCCAGCACUUUUUUUCCUUUCUAUUCUCAUAAAUACAGUAUAGAUGCAUAUUUCCUCAUUGAUGUAGCAUUAAAAGUGAAUUAUUAAAGUUUAUAUGUAUACAAUAAUAUGCAUAUCAAAUAUUAUAUACAUGUUUGAGUUUAUUACUGCUACUACUCUUAAUCAGUCAGUUAAUGGGGUGAUGUGUCUAAAAACGAU